Molecule: messenger RNA, 1605 nt
Organism: Penicillium brasilianum
Lineage: Eukaryota; Fungi; Ascomycota; Eurotiomycetes; Eurotiales; Aspergillaceae
Source: the annotation of a GenBank genome assembly
CUGAAACAUCAACAUCUCCGCUGGGGGGAACGUUUCUUUUGCGCUUAUCCAUCUGGUCAAUCCAAGUCGGCAUCACCGAAAGAAGCAUCUCAAAAACCAAACCACUCCUGUCCUGCCGUAUCAACAUCGCCUUCCUCCAUCAUUAAACGUCAUCAUGUCCGACUCCCCUUCACCUCCCCCAUCAUGGAGCAUCGGCAACAUGACCAACAGCGCCGUGCAAUUCCUCCGACUUCCCUUUCUCGCCUCCUCCGGCCUAGCCGUGAUUGCAAGUGGACUCUUAUACUUUAAGCAAAAUGAAUUGAUAUACCCCCGCAACGUCCCAGUCGACGCGCGCACAAACGUCCCCAGUCCCCGACAAUUCGGCAUUACCGACUUUGAAGAUCUGCAGAUUCCGACUCCGGACGGUGAAUCGCUGCACGCGCUGCUCCUGCGGCCACCCAAGAGUCGCUAUCGGCGUAAUCUGACGGUGAUAAUGUUCCACGGAAACGCUGGGAAUAUCGGGCAUCGGGUACCAAUCGCCAAGGCGAUUCAGGAUAUCUUACACUGUAAUGUGUUUAUGCUUGAAUAUCGCGGAUAUGGAAUGUCGACGGGUACGCCCGACGAGGCUGGCUUGAAGAUCGAUGCGCAGACGGGUCUGGAUUAUCUGCGGCAGCGGGUGGAGACGAGGGAUGACAAGUUCGUUGUCUACGGACAGAGUCUGGGCGGUGCGGUUGCUAUCAAUCUCGUGGCGACCAAUCAAGAACAAGGUGAUAUUGGGGGUUUGAUCUUGGAGAAUACCUUUUUAAGUAUUCGCAAGUUGAUUCCAAGUGUCUUCCCGCCAGCACGGUACCUGGCUCGUUUGUGCCAUCAGUACUGGAUCAGCGAGGACGUGAUACCCAAGAUUUCCAAGGUGCCGAUCCUAUUCCUGAGUGGAUUGAAAGAUGAGCUUGUACCUCCAUCCAAUAUGACCCAACUAUUCGCCGUGUGUAAGGCAGAAACGAAAAUCUGGCGCACGCUACCAAAUGGCGGCCACAACGACUCCGUGGCUGAACCGGGCUACUUUGAGCAUAUUCACACCUUUGUUAUGGAGGAAGUUCUGAGCGAGUAAACGCUCGGCUCGCAUCCAGCCUCAUAUUGCCUCACCUACAUCAAUGAUACCCACAUAUUGCCAGACGACAGAGAUUCUUCUACCGUUCCUCAAAAUUCCGGUCCUGGCCCACUCAACUCUCACAGCCUACUUGCACACAAUCAAGCCACCAAAUACCUUUGAGCCAAUACCGCCAUCUAUCUCCAGUUUACCUAAUCUCCCACAGCACGGGGGAACUGGACCGGCGUCAUUAUCCCUGGAAUACGAGCGAUGCGUUUUGUGACACACGGAGUUGGUACUUUUGUUUUUAAUACUGCUGUUAUUACUACUCUGACUGUUUCUAUGCGUGGGGUGGACAACACUUAUUUCGGAUUGUAUUUCACCUAGCGAGGGAAGAUAGGUUUCCCUGUAUUAUGCAUGUAUCAUUUUGACUCUUACCGUUCUGUCAAUGGCAUGCUCUGCCCACAAUUAUUCCUUCAAGUCUGUAAUGAAAUACAUUCUAUACCCGUAAGCAGAGGAUGAUUCACACAGGAUAAGAC